AUGUCUCAACAUCCAUCAUCAUCUGGCUCCAAAUCCUCCCAACAUGCAAAGACUUCACCUAUGGAGUUUGUAGAUGAAGAUGUAAUGGACGUCACUCCUCUGUGCAUGAUACCAGGAGACACCACAGGUACCUCCUCCAAUGCUGGAGAUAAGCAAGGUAAUACCUCUGGUAACUCCUCUCUUCCUAAAGACAUGUAUUUCACUGAUCGCGCUAUAAGGAGACUGGUUACUAGAAUUCUGAGUGAAGGACAUAAAGUUGAAGGGGUCUCUACCCCCCUGUCUAGAAGGGAACCCUUUCCUGAGGGAGAACCCCAUGCUGAUAAAGAUGAUGAUUCAUCUAGAUCAGAAAAAGAGGUGGCUGCUGAAGGGCUUUGCUCUCUAGGUAAAACCCUACCUAACAAGAAACAAAAUGUGCCUCAAGAAAAUAUUAUUGAUCUAGAGGAAGAAAGCACUGAAGGAGAGGAUGAUCCUUUGGUUCAUCUAGUUAAACCUAGCAUAGCUGAGAAGCUGAGAACUAAGAAAGGAAAAAGCAUGGCUAAAAUGAGAGCUGCUAGAGUGAAAAAGACUGCAGGAAUAAGACCCUCAAAACCCUGGAGCAAGGUUGAGGUUGGGAAAAGAAAAGAAAGAGACAGCUCUGACUCUAAGGAGGAUGUUAAAGACGAUAGAAGAUUAGCCAUUGAAAGAGAACUUGGACAAGAAGCUGUAGAGGUAAAGAAGGUUAUUGAGAUGAUAAAAAAUGCUGGACUCAUGAAGACUGUGGUAACUCUACCCCAAUGCUAUGAGGGGUUGGUUAAAGAGUUUAUUGUUAAUAUCCCUGAGGAUAUUCAUGAUAAGAACAGCAGGGAAUUUUGCAAGGAAUGUGAGAAUAAGAAGUGUAAUCCUAGAAGUUUAUGCUAUAAUUAUGGUAAAGAGGGUCAUUAUAGGUCGGAGUGUCCAAUGAAGAAGAAACAUAAUGAGAAAGGCCAUCACAAGAAAUCUAGAAAGUUUAGAAGAGCAUAUGUUGCUUGUGAGAAUGAAAGUGAUGCCUUAAGUGAUAAAAGCUCAACUUCAAGUGAAGAAUCAACCCGAAUUUUCCUCAUGGAAAACAAAAAGAAGAAAAAGGUUAUAAGUCAUUCUAAUCUUGAAUCUACUCAUGCCUUAUCUUACUAUCAAUUCUAA
Molecule: messenger RNA, 1158 nt
Organism: Lathyrus oleraceus (garden pea)
Lineage: Eukaryota; Viridiplantae; Streptophyta; Magnoliopsida; Fabales; Fabaceae
Exons: 3
Coding region: 1-1158 (385 amino acids)
Molecular function (GO): nucleic acid binding; zinc ion binding
Source: RefSeq, a predicted model, not a curated record